Ectocarpus sp. CCAP 1310/34 is the source of this 1268-nucleotide messenger RNA. Lineage: Eukaryota; Phaeophyceae; Ectocarpales; Ectocarpaceae. The record is from the annotation of a GenBank genome assembly.
AUGCAGCGGCUGCCAGAUAAGAAUACUCGCAGGGGCAGGGAGGGAAGAGGGGGGAGUGAUCCUAAAGUAGAGAGUAUUGGAUUUGGGAGGGAGUUGAAACAAAGGAGUCUGAUUCUUGACCGUCACUUCGAGACAAUCAAAGCACACGUGAACGCGGGCAACUCCGUUGCGAAGGAGCGAUGGGACGCCAUCGAGAGCGCGUGGGGGCUGAAGCAGAACGGUGUCGUCGACGAAGAAGACACCCGCCUGUCCGCUUCAUCCCAACAAGAUGCCGGCAGCGCGCGAGGUGCUGCACCGCCGUCUCAGCACCCACCUGCUGCUGCAGGUACCGCGAGAAGAAAGGCCGUGAAUCGCGGGAAGCAAGCUAGGGAGAAAGCUGCCAAAGGCACUUUAGGCGGCAACAUCUGCAACCCGUUCGCGAUUGGCAGCCGAGGACCGAUUGAGCGGACUCGCGGUGGAGUGAAAGAGCUCAUAUCCGGUACAAGCUUCCCACCUCCGACCCCGGAGUCCCGCCGAUCUUGUCCUCACUGUCCCAUGACCUUCGUGAACGAGCAAGGCCUUGGGGUCCACGUGAGAACGCAGCACAGCAGUGAAAACAUGUCCAACGGCGUGCGGCUGCGGCGCAUGUUACGGAAGGAUGUCGGAGGGAGUGUCCUGCCGCGGGAAGCAGCCGGGCCUGGGCGUUGUUGGCACGUGAAGUUCGAUCAUGCGACGGGGACGGCUUCGUUUGUCCUCCAGCGGAAGCGCUUUCUCGAUCUCGACUUGGAUAGCGACGGCUUUAUGGACCGCAAACCCAAGGACACUCGUGGGGCUCCCGAGAGCAGGCGAUACGACUUCAGGUUCAAAGCCCACGCGUUCUUGGAGGAUCGUCUCAAGAUUCCCUACAGCAAUAUGGUGAAGUGGGCCAAGAACGAGAAGGAAUUGGUCACGGCGGCAGCCGAUGACGUAAAGAAGAGCCUCCUCACCAAACAGCAGCCUAAGCGAAAGCUGGAGGUGUCGACCCUGUGGCUGACGAUCACGUUCCGGAAGCUCGUGCGAGAGAUGUACCCUGGGGAUCAACGAGUAGCGUCCUGCCGCGCAUCCUUCAGGUGGGCGCGAAAAUGGGCCAAGAGGCAUAACCUGUCCAAAAGACGCCGGACCAACCUCAAGAACAAGUCUUGCGAAGAGCGGCUUCCAAAGAUCCAGCGCUUCCACCGGCUGUUUCGCAAGCUCCUGCAAGAGCCGGUGCGGUACAGGGCGUCCGAUUAGUCCGACGUGUCGGCAGUCAC